CGGGGAUUGGGCAGCGCCAGGCGUGGGCGGGGUGUGGGCGUGGCCUGGCAGCGUCCGGCCCAGGCGAGGUGAAACUGCGGGAGUUCCGGCGGGAGGCCCGUGCUGACGGCCUGCACCUUCACCAUGGCCUCGGCCGAGCUGGAUUACAGCAUCGAGAUCCCGGAUCAGCCCUGCUGGAACCAGAGUAUGGAAGGGGACUCGAGAGAGAACCCCAGCCAAGAUGGGAAGGAGGCCAGGAAGCGACUUCCUGUGGUGAUUCUCUUGGGCUGGGGUGGCUGCAGAGACAAGAACCUGGCCAAGUACAGUGCCAUCUACCAUAAGAGGGGCUGCAUUGUGAUCCGAUACACGGCCCCCUGGCACAUGGUCUUCUUCUCUGAGUCCUUGGGCAUCCCAUCACUUCGUGUGAUGGCCCAGAAGCUGCUCGAGCUCCUGUUUGACUACGAGAUUGAGCGGGAGCCCCUGCUCUUCCAUGUCUUCAGCAACGCUGGCGUCAUGCUCUAUCGCUACGUGCUAGAGCUCCUACAGACCCAUCAGCGCUUCGGCCACCUGCAGGUCGUGGGCACCAUCUUUGACAGUGGUCCCGGUGAUAGCAACCUGGUAGGGGCCCUGAGGGCCCUGGCAACCAUCCUGGAGCGCCGGCCCGCUGUGCUGCGCCUGUUGCUUGUGGUGGCCUUUGCCCUGGUGGUAGUCCUGUUCCACUUCCUGCUGGCUCCGUUCACUGCCCUCUUCCACACCCACUUCUAUGACAGGCUGCAGGACUCGGGCUCCCACUGGCCUGAGCUCUACCUCUACUCCAGAGCGGAUCGGGUGGUCUCAGCCAGGGAUGUGGAGCGCAUGGUGGAGGCACGCCUGGCUCACCAGGUCCUGGUGCGCUCGGUGGACUUUGUGUCGUCUGCACAUGUCAGCCACCUCCGUGACUAUCCUACUUACUAUACAAGUCUGUGUGUUGACUUCAUGCAUAACUGUGUCCAGGGCUGACCAGAAAUAAACGCCGGGAACAUCCCUUCAACCUACAUCUGUCCUGGGGGACUGCUACCCCGGCUGCUCCCACAGAUCCAGGGGUGGGAGUGCCAGGGCAAGUUUCUGUGGGGCAGCCUUGCAGUUAUUUGGACAAGUACAAUGUUCUUAUGGUGUUCGGCCUAUAAAAGGUUAACAG
Molecule: messenger RNA, 1156 nt
Organism: Peromyscus maniculatus bairdii (prairie deer mouse)
Lineage: Eukaryota; Metazoa; Chordata; Mammalia; Rodentia; Cricetidae
Gene: Tmem53
Product: transmembrane protein 53
Source: RefSeq, a predicted model, not a curated record